UCUUCUUCCCUUUACCCAAAUCUCUCUCGCUCUCUCUCUCUCUCACUGAGCCACAAUGGAGGUCCUCUCGGUGUGUUCUCCCUCGACUCUCCUACCCCUAAAGCCAUCCACCACCAAACCCUUCUCCAGUCCUCCGCCUUCCGUCCAGCUCAGGCCCAAAGCUUCCCUUCCUCCUCUUCCUUCUCUCAGAACCUCCCUUGAGCCCUCCCGGGCCCUAGGGUUCGCUCCCAGCCCGGCCUUCGAUUCGGCCCUCUCCACGGCCCCGCAGAGCCCCGCCACCGCCAUGAGGGGGGCGGAGGCCGACGCCAUGGGGCUGCUGCUCAAGGAGAGGAUAGUGUUCCUCGGGAGCAGCAUCGAUGACUUCGUCGCCGACGCCAUUAUCAGCCAGCUGCUUCUGCUGGACGCGCAGGACAGCACCAAGGACAUCAGGCUGUUCAUCAAUUCCCCCGGCGGAUCUCUCAGUGCUACAAUGGCCAUCUAUGAUGUUGUGCAGCUUGUGAGGGCUGAUAUCUCCACAGUUGCCCUCGGAAUCUCGGCCUCUACUGCCUCCAUAAUCCUGGGUGGGGGAGCAAAGGGCAAGCGAUUUGCAAUGCCCAACACGCGGAUUAUGAUCCAUCAACCUUUGGGAGGUGCCAGUGGGCAGGCGAUAGAUGUGGAGAUUCAAGCCCGAGAAGUCAUGCACAAUAAGAACAACGUCACGAGGAUCAUCUCAUCAUUUACUGGCCGCUCGUUUGAGCAGGUUGAGAAGGAUAUCGAUAGGGACCGGUACAUGUCCCCAAUUGAGGCUGUUGAAUAUGGCAUCAUUGAUGGAGUGAUAGAUAGAGAUAGUAUCAUUCCAUUGAUGCCAGUUCCUGAGAAGGUGAAGUCUACUCUGAAUUACGAAGAAAUCAGUAAGGAUCCAAGGAAGUUCUUGACCCCUGAUAUCCCCGAUGAUGAGAUAUACUAGCCCAGAGUGCAUGCGGUCGUUAACUGUUGCAGGUAUUACACAAGUUGGGUUUGGAGACUUACUGUACUCUUUCUGUGGUCAUAACUCAUAAAAGGGCUCAUACCGGAAGUUGCCUCUAUGAUCAGUCCCGUGUAGUUUGGAGGCUCGGUGACAUCAGAGAGAACUGCGAUCAGAUGAGCUGAUUUGUUAUCCUUUCAGUUUCAAUAGUUUGUAUGCGACUGAAAGUCGGGUAGAAGUUCCUGAUGUCUAUUGUAGAAUAGUGACUGCAGGCAUUGGCCGGAAUUCUCAACAUUUUUUUAGGUCGUGAUCCAACUGAGCACUGAUAAAGGAUGUGAUUGCGAUCUGAAUGUUGAUGCCUUGAUCGAGACAUGCUUUCCUGUGCCUUGAGCAAGAUUGAAGUUGAUUACCCUUGUUUGGUUUUUUGAAUUACUGAAAAUUUACUGAAGGC
This is a messenger RNA of Punica granatum (pomegranate), 1394 nucleotides long. The record is from RefSeq and is a predicted model, not a curated record. Lineage: Eukaryota; Viridiplantae; Streptophyta; Magnoliopsida; Myrtales; Lythraceae.